GUUUGUCCUCCAUCAGCUGGCAAGAUGGCGGACUGGAAGGAGAAAGUUCUCCAUUAUGGUAAACGGCUAGAACGAAAUCAAAGCGAUGACAAGGUAUUGGAGACACUGCAUAAGCUCCAAAAAAUACCCAUGACAUUAUCAGUGUUACAAGAGACAAACAUUGGUAGAAUAGUCAGUCAGCUCAAGAAACAGGAUGGUCCCGUCGGAGAAAAAGCACGUGCCGUUGUCCGCGCCUGGAAAGAAGUUGUCACUUCAAAAUCGCAGGACACUUCGGAGAGGUCAUCAACCUCAAAAAGAAAAAAAGAGAUAGACGACGAUGACGACGACCCUCCGCCGGUUAAAAGCCAUCGCUCAAGUAAGCAGUACUCCAUUGAAGUCGAGAGCAGUCAUCAGAACGGAAACGUGCAACACAGCGGUGUGAUGCAUGCUCCUCAUCACCACCACCACCAUCACCACCACCAUCAAAACAAAGUCGAGGAGAAACCUGCUGAGAAGGCUUCUCGUGUUGACAAAAAAGAGAUGAAGAAACUGUUAAAAAAGGCAGGUCACAGCGAAGGUGGCUUAGACGGAUCAGUGGCGUCGUUCGAAGCCUGUCUCGGUCUUAACGACUCCGUGCAGCAGCCCAAGAUUAAGAAAAAAAUGGCAACCACUCCCGUCAAGAAGCCAGUCACGAAAACCGUCGCGGAGGUUCAACAGAGUUCCUCGUCUCCGACAAAGAAGGAAAGCUCGCAUCACCAAAGCAGCUCCAAGAGCAAACGUUCCACUUCAAAAGAGGAAAACCACCAUGCGCGCAAAAUGCCAGAGGCUCUCCAGAAGCCCAACUUGGCACCACUAGAUAGGGAAGAAGUGCUGUCAACCCUCCCGGAAAUCCAACCCGUGUACAAGCCACUACCUCAUCACAGGUUCAUGGAAGAUGGACCAGUUAAAAAUAAAAGAAACUUGAGCAAUGAGGAAGCAAUAAUUUUCACGUCGUCGAGAAAAGACAGGACGGCCGUCUAUUCCGGCAGGAAAAGCUGCUACCUUCCAGAGGUACCCACAUUAUACGAGGCCUGUGUAAGAGUGCUCACAGAAAACGUUGAGGGUCUCGCAUACACGGGUGGUGUUCCGUACGACAUCCUUAAGCCUGUUCUCGAAAGAUGCACCCCCACACAGCUGUAUUCUUUGGAAGACUACAAUCCUUACCUCCUGGAUGACUCCGAUGAGCUCUGGCAAGUCCACUGCGGUAAGGAUUUCAAGGGCAUACAACCUGACGCCGGUGAGACGUGGCGGGAGAUGUACCUUAAAAAGUAUGACGAGCGAGAGGAGAAGUUGAAGUCUCUCACAGCAACCAUUUCUGCAUCUAUGUCAAAGGCCACCCCUGUGCGGCAAACGAAGCUGGCGUACGUUGACAGUGUUGCCAAGCCACCAAGAAACGUAGCACGCCAGCAAGCUAAGCACGGCACUGGGCUUCCCAUAAGUCAACCCCUCAUCAAGCCAACUGAAAGGGCAGCACUGGCUAGGUCGGGAUGCAGUGGCUCUUCAUCUGGAAGCAGCCGGAUCCCCAAUGUACCUUCUGGUCCUCCCAAAAAGCCCAAGAUUGCACCACUGAUGCAGAAGACCCUCAAGUUUAUGAAGCAAAGGUUCAAGCGAUAAUCUCAGACACAUUGAUUAUUGUAAAUAAGACAGUUAAUGUAUUGCACUGUAGGAAACAACUUUGAGAGAAAAGUGCUUGAUCAUUGUACAGACUGUAUUUGAUAUAGCCCCUGAGCAUGUUUUUAAGUCAUUCGUUCUUGUCAGGCGCUUCGAGCAGCUUCAUCAUGUCUCGCCUACCCCUACCUACCUACCCCCCUCCCCUACCCAUGACUCCCCUACCCAUGCUUGCACUUUUACCUGGGAUCCUGAUGGCACUCAUGAUUUUCUUGAUUUGGAUGCACAGUUUAUUUUUAACGCAACUCACAAGAGUACCUCGAGUGUUUUUUCCUGGUUGUGUCAGUCGGCAUGCUUUCCUUUCACUGUUGCAUGCUAUAGGCCCUCUGGCCCCUUACAGGAAGCGUUUCCUAUGUGGGCGCUACGUGCCGCAGUCAGACCUGUUGCAGCGAUGAUUUUUCAAAUAAAUUCACUCUUCAAUCGUGCAA
This is a messenger RNA of Ornithodoros turicata, 2114 nucleotides long. RefSeq names its product transcription elongation factor B polypeptide 3-like. Gene Ontology annotation, cellular component: elongin complex; nucleus. Lineage: Eukaryota; Metazoa; Arthropoda; Arachnida; Ixodida; Argasidae. The transcript is spliced from 11 exons. Gene Ontology annotation, biological process: transcription elongation by RNA polymerase II. The record is from RefSeq and is a predicted model, not a curated record. The coding region runs from base 25 to 1632 and encodes 535 amino acids.